UUGUUGUGGACAGGUUAAGGGAGGGUGGGAGAAUAAAAAGUGACCCACAUAGAACAUAGAGUUUAGAGUUAAGCUUUGUCUCUCAUCUCGGCUCUGCCUACACCCCAGAGUGAACAAAGUUCAGUGCGCUUACAACUCGGACAAAAGGAGAAAUAAGAUACUAAACUUCAUGUUCUUUGUCAGCUUCAUUUUACACGUUGUGUGAGUCAAGUGAAGACAACUCUCUGACACUUUUCACCACAGGUUCACUUUUCUUUAUUUCUGAUGCGACAGAAGUCUCUGACAGACUCAGCGUGACAUGGCCACCAAGACAACAGAGGUUCAGCGAAGGAUUGUGUCCAAAGACGGCCACAAUAAUGUGCGUAUUGACAACGUGGAGGGCAUGGUCAAGCUGUACCUGCAUGACAUCUGGACCACUGUGGUGGACAUGAAAUGGCGCUACAAACUCACUCUGUUUGCUUCCACGUUUGUCAUGACCUGGUUCAUCUUCGGGGUCAUCUUUUACUUCAUCGGCAUGGGCAAUGGAGACUUUGACUCUCAGAUGAACUCCAACCACACGCCCUGUGUGAUGAAUGUGGAGACUCUAACCGGAGCCUUCCUGUUCUCUUUGGAGUCCCAGACUACCAUCGGCUACGGUUUUCGCUACAUUUCAGAGGAGUGUCCUCUGGCCAUCUUCACUCUGGUGGCUCAGCUUGUUAUCACUGGACUGGCUGAGAUCUUUGUCACUGGUGCCUUUUUGGCCAAACUGGCUCGUCCAAAGAAGCGAGCAGAGACCAUCAAGUUCAGUCAGCUGGCAGUGAUAUGCCAACGCCAAGGCAAGAUGUGUCUGAUGGUGAGAGUGGCCAAUAUGAGGAAGAGCCUUCUCAUCCAGUGUCAGCUCACAGGGAAGCUCCUUCACUCCAAUGUAACAGAGGAGGGUGAGAAGACCCAAGUCCACCAGACCUCGGUGGAUUUCUACAUUGACUCCAGUGGAGAGUGUCCUUUCCUCAUCCUCCCACUCACCUUCUACCACAUCCUGGAUGAGAACAGCCCACUGGCAGGACUCACUUCAGAAAACCUCCACACUCGGGACUUUGAGCUGCUGGUAACGCUCAACGCCACCAUGGAGUCCACGGCAGCCACAUGCCAGAGCCGCACCUCCUAUGUACCUCAGGAGAUCCUCUGGGGUUAUGAGUUCAAGCCGGUGCUCUUCAGUACCACAGGAGGCCGUUAUGUUGCAGAUUUUAACUUCUUUGACAAGGUACAAGUGAGCAAUGAUUCAAGCUCACUCAUUAACAACACAGAGAAGCUCAAACUGGAGCAGGACUACAAGAAAGAAUAGACAGACCCAGUAUUUGGACUCUAAGUCAGAGAGAGAAAAAAAAAUACAUGCAUUUUUCGCUCUAGCAGAUAUAGAGAUA
This is a messenger RNA of Sphaeramia orbicularis (orbiculate cardinalfish), 1400 nucleotides long. RefSeq names its product potassium inwardly rectifying channel subfamily J member 15 (gene kcnj15). Gene Ontology annotation, cellular component: plasma membrane. NCBI's taxonomy places the organism in Eukaryota, Metazoa, Chordata, Actinopteri, Kurtiformes, Apogonidae. Gene Ontology annotation, biological process: potassium ion import across plasma membrane; regulation of monoatomic ion transmembrane transport. Gene Ontology annotation, molecular function: inward rectifier potassium channel activity. The record is from RefSeq and is a predicted model, not a curated record. The transcript has 2 exons. Bases 299 to 1321 code for a protein of 340 amino acids.